UUGUGCUUACUUUUGGCUUUCGUAGCAAGGCAUAAACCAUGUCUGAGACCGCUCCAGCGGCUCCCGCUGCCCCUGCUCCUGUGGAGAAGACACCCGUGAAGAAGAAGGCGAAGAAGACCGGCGCCGCGGCGGGGAAGCGCAAGGCGUCCGGACCCCCGGUGUCCGAGCUCAUCACCAAGGCUGUAGCCGCCUCCAAGGAGCGCAGCGGCGUGUCCCUGGCCGCGCUCAAGAAGGCGCUGGCGGCCGCCGGCUACGAUGUGGAGAAGAACAACAGCCGCAUCAAGCUGGGGCUCAAGAGCCUGGUGAGCAAGGGCACCCUGGUGCAGACCAAGGGCACCGGCGCCUCCGGCUCCUUCAAGCUCAACAAGAAGGCGGCUUCCGGCGAGGCCAAGCCCAAAGCCAAGAAGGCAGGCGCGGCCAAGGCCAAGAAGCCCGCGGGCGCAGCCAAGAAGCCCAAGAAGGCGACUGGUGCUGCCACACCCAAGAAAGCCGCCAAGAAGACCCCCAAGAAGGCGAAGAAGCCCGCGGCGGCUGCAGCGGCCAAGAAAGUUGCCAAGAGCCCGAAAAAGGUGAAGGCAGCUAAGCCCAAAAAGGCAGCCAAGAGUCCAGCGAAGGCGAAAGCCCCCAAGCCCAAGGCCGCCAAGCCGAAGGCGGCCAAACCGAAGGCCACCAAGGCAAAGAAGGCCGCCCCCCGGAAGAAGUAAAGUGGCGCGUCCUGCUUUGAAAAUCUCAAAACGGCUCUUUUCAGAGCCACCCACAGAUCUCAUUCAAAAGAGCUAAACUUUAGAUAAUGUUGUAAAUUGCCUCUUGUGGCAUUGGUCAGCUGACUCCAGCUUUGCGGUCUGAA
This is a messenger RNA of Peromyscus eremicus (cactus mouse), 847 nucleotides long. Its product is annotated as histone H1.3. Gene Ontology annotation, biological process: nucleosome assembly. Lineage: Eukaryota; Metazoa; Chordata; Mammalia; Rodentia; Cricetidae. Gene Ontology annotation, cellular component: nucleosome. Gene Ontology annotation, molecular function: DNA binding; structural constituent of chromatin. The transcript has a single exon. Bases 39 to 704 code for a protein of 221 amino acids. The record is from RefSeq and is a predicted model, not a curated record.